CACCCGUGCAGGUAAGGAGGAUGAGUUUCCUAAGAAACCAUUAGGUCAACUCCCCCCUGAGCCUCCAGGAUUGGCGGCAGCAGCAACCAAUCAUGUGGCUAACGGGCAGCCGGUCGGACAGACGGGUGAGGGUCUACCCCCUCGUGGUCCGAGCCCUGCCGCAAGCAUCAGUAAACGAGCAGAGUCUGGUCCCAUCACUGAUGGAACACCAGAGAGGUACCAAGAGAGUCGGCCACCCAGCUCACUGGACAAGGUGCCUCAUCCAGAGAGGGAUAGACGGGGUGUAGACACUCAAAAGGAGAGGGUCCCAACCCACAUGCCCAACAACAGUGCAACAGCUGGUGGGAAGGCGCUGACCCAGAACCAGACAAAUCACAACUCCAAUGCUAGAUCCAGCAUGCGCAGAGACAAGCCUCGCUGGGUCAAGCCUUCCGAAGGCAAACUGGAAGCAGUCAAGGCUGCAGCACUUCGGGAAAGCCAGUCGAGUCUAAAUAUGGGUGUUCCACCCUCGCCCAGCUCCCCAACUCCAGAGGAGGCCGCUGGGACACAGCGCCGCCCCCGUUCUCGCGCAUUUGCUCCAGGCUCCAACCGCGCUUCCAAUGCCUCGCAAUAUGACAAUGUCCCGGGACCAGACGGAGAGGUUAUGGAGAUUAUAGAGCUGGAGAAACCACCUUCUCGCCCCUCAUCCCGACCAUACGUCGGACCUUCUUUGAGACAAGGCAGUCCCACCCGUCCUCCUAGUGGUGGAACCAGUGUUUCUCCAUUUAGAGUGCCCAAACAGAACAUGAUGCAAUCCAAACCAGAACCUCGUGCACCUCUGCACUAUCCACCUGGCAUUACGCCUGUCUACACUCCCUACGUUUUGGAUUCUCGGCCAGAGGAUAGACUAUACAGCCAGCCGUACGCUGAGCAAAUUUACGCAACUACGGGACGUGGCUCAUCUAACCCUUCGCCAGAGAAAACUCUGAUGAACAACAGCUACUUAACCCACCGACGGCCACCGCCAAACAUGCCCCCUCUCAGGGUUGCUCCGGCUGAGCUUUCAUCCCAGAUAGACAGUGUUAACGAGAGCGGGUAUUACAUGAGACAGCCCACCCGAUUGGUGGGGUCUCCUGCUUACCCGCCCACAGAACUACGUUAUGAGGGACACAGACGGAGAGAGGGCUGGUAUGGGGACAUGGAGACAGGGCCUCCGCGAUCUCCUGUGGGACUACCACGAUCUCCCAGCUUCCAGAAAGCUCAGCUGUCUCCCGUUCACCCCGUUCAGGAGUUUAACUUUGCCCCUGCAAAUAUCUCGGACGCUGUGCACCAUUUCAGAGGACCCUACCAAGAGCACUCCGGCAGGCAACAGCUCCCCCACCCGCUGUUCGGAGGAGCACACUACAGGCAGGCGCAGGAGGCCUUUGCAAUGCAGGAGUCCAUGCUGCUCUGAGAGGGACAGACAGAGACCGAAAUAGAGGGAUACACUGUACGAGUGAUGGCUAGCAAGCAGUUUUGUGUUGGUUUAAUGUUUUUGCAUUCUGUUUUGUUUAUUUGGUUGUUCGUUUGUUUGUCUGGCAAGUCUUACCAAACAAGGAUUGCCAGUUUCAGGCAUUUGUACUGAUCAAAGACUGACUGAAGAAUUUUACUUUUGUUUUUUGUCCGUAAAAUAAUCAUUAACUGCCGAUGUGAGUUAUAUAACAGAGCUUAAAUGUGCAAAGAGAGGUUUUUGUUGUUUGUGUAAUCAGUACACUGAGAUAUUUAAAUGGAUGUUUAUGGACAAACUCUGUUACUGAUCUAUUAUCAUCUAUUUUUUUAAUGCAUUUCAAACAUAAACACAUACUUUAGAGGAUACUUUAUUCCUUGAUUGUGAAUAUAUUUUUUAAGAAGAAAGAUUUGUGUAGGUUAGAUACAGUAUGUAUAAUUAUGAACAACUAAAACAGCGAAAAUAGUUGCUGUUGGACAGAAUAUUUCAAUGCAUCACUACAGUGUUCAUAUGAAAGUAAAAACCUUGUUUGUAAGGCUUGUUUUUGAGGUUAUAUAUAAAAAUGCAGAUAUUUAAUUUUAAUUUGAAAGGGAAGUUUAGGGGGUAUGUGCGUUCUCAAAAUCUGUUAGGCACUGACCAGCAAAGUAGAUCUUAUAUUUUCAGUUCAAGGUUAAAACAUAAAAUAACUGAUCAAACCGAUUGAUACUAGAGUUUGUUAAAAUUAUGAAAGCUUCCCUGGAUAUUUCCAGCAGAUACAUUACAACAUUGUGUUAUUGUCACUAGCAGAUAACUCUGUAACAUAGGGUGAAAUAAAGUAAACUGGGCCCCUUUUGAUAGUCAAAGUGGCCCAAUUUACCCAAAUUCAUCUAAUAAAUGUAUGUGAUGCCCAAUGCAAGUUAUGCAAUUUGUUACUGAAAACUCUGUUUGAAUUCAAUAAUAUGGCUGCUAGUUUGUUAUAGCAUGCAGCUGCAGUGUUAAGUUGGUUGUACCUGUGCUGUUACUCAGUGGAAUUCUUCUAAUAAUGGACCUUUUUUAUAGCAGCAAGAUUAUCAAAUUCAAAUUUCACAAAAAGCACAGGUUUUACACAUUAUAAAACAAUCAACUCAUUGAAUCUCUACAGAUCUAUUGAUCAUUUUUUCAGACCGUACUAUUUCCUAAUCUUAUUUAGGAAACAAGAUUAAGCUCCUAACCCAUUGACCUGUUUUUGAGUGAACUUUUGGCAUGGCAUGGCAACACUACAAACUUAUUUGACAGAUUCAUUUUAAAGGGUUAGUUAACCCAAAAAUGAAAAUUCUGUCAUUAGUUACUCACGUUCAUGUCGUUCCAAACCCGUAAGACCUUUGUUCAUCUUCGAAACACAAAUUAAGAUAUUUUUGAUGAAAUGCGUAAGCCUUCUGGUCUCCGAUAGACUGCAACACAAUUACCACUUUCAAUGCCCAGAAAGGUAGUAAAGACAUUGUUAAAAUAGUCCAUGUGACUACAGUGAUUCAACCUUAAUUUUAUGAAGCGACGAGAAUACUUUUUGUGCGUAAAAACAAAACAAAAAUAACGACUUCAUUCAACAAUUUCUUCUCCUUCCUGUCAGUCUCCUGCGCUUUUUAUGUUGUAGACACAGGGCAGUGCUUCCAGGUUCUACGUCAGAAAGCUGACACAUUAUUGGCCCCUGUCUCUGACGUAGAACCCGGAAGUGCUGCACUGUGUUUACUACAUGAUCAGCGUAGAAGACCGACAUGGAAGAGAAGAAAUUGUUGAAUAAAGUUAUUUUUGUUUGGUUUUUGUGCACAAAAAAAGUGUGUCUCUUCAUAACAUUAAGUUUGAACCACUGUAGUCACGUGGACUAUUUUACGGAUGUCUUUACUACCGUUCUGGGCGUUGAAAGUGGUUAUUGUGUUAAAGUCUUUUGGAGGCCAGAAGGCUCACAGAUUUUAUCAAAAAUAUCUUAAUUUGUGUUCUGAAGAUGACUGAAGGUCUUACGGGUGUGGAACGACAUGAGGGUGAGUAACUAAUGACAGAAUUUUCAUUUUUGGGUGAACCAACCCUUUAAUUUUACAUACCAAUAUAUUUGCUACUGAAUAUGUAGCAGAUUGAUUAUUUCAUAAUAUACCAUAAUGACCGGACCAAACAGCUUUCACAACACUCCACGCAACACACACUCCUAAUGUAUCCCUUUCUGAUGCCAUCUGCUAUCAAAAAAAAAAAAAAAAAAAAAAUGUCUUAUUCAUGGACAAGCAAACUAAUUUAUUCUCUGCUCUAGCCCCAAUUGUCUUUUUUUUUUUUUUCUUCCAGGUCUGUCAUUUCAGUAUAUAAACUGGUUUAGUACACAUUUUGACCGAGCAUUCCAGUUCAGAUUGUUGGACUGAACAUUAUUUCUUUGUUAAACUACUAAAUGCAACUUGAUUAUCAGAUUUCCCCUUCUCUAAUAAAACAACAUGGGGUGAUUUAAAAAAAAUAA
Messenger RNA from Ctenopharyngodon idella (grass carp), 3917 nucleotides. Its product is annotated as USP6 N-terminal-like protein. The transcript has a single exon. The coding region runs from base 317 to 1432 and encodes 371 amino acids. NCBI's taxonomy places the organism in Eukaryota, Metazoa, Chordata, Actinopteri, Cypriniformes, Xenocyprididae. The record is from RefSeq and is a predicted model, not a curated record.